Molecule: messenger RNA, 165 nt
Organism: Puccinia graminis f. sp. tritici CRL 75-36-700-3
Lineage: Eukaryota; Fungi; Basidiomycota; Pucciniomycetes; Pucciniales; Pucciniaceae
Exons: 2
Coding region: 1-165 (54 amino acids)
Source: RefSeq, a predicted model, not a curated record
AUGUCGGGGAUCCUGUCAGAAACUGGCUGGGAGAAUUUGUUCUUGGCUGGUGGCAGUGGCAGUCGGCUGGGGCGGCAGACUGCUUGUGCCCAUUUGGUCGAGCAGCGGACCAGCAAAGAGACAAAAGGGCGCGGCGCGAGGGGGGCAGAUGUCUCGCGCCGGUGA